AAGCCUCUUCUCUUCAGGAAUCUGCCUCCCCCACUUUGGCUUCUUAACUUCCUCCUUCCAUCGUUUCUCAAUUUGACGCUCUGACGCAAUCCAUGUCGGUUCAAAAAGAAAAAUCAAGAGAUUGUGGGUCUUGUUCGACGAAAUCAAUUAGAGGAGUAAAUUCGAAAUUGAAUUGUCACCAUAGCAUCAGUUCUGUUGUGAGAGUUGCUAAAAAGGGGAGAAAUGUUGGGAGAAAGUUCCAUGGCUGUUCUUUAUGGCCGGAUGAAAAUUGUGGCUUCUUUAAAUGGGAAGAUGGUGAUGAUGCAAACUUGUCAGCUGAAGAUGGACAUGUCGACGUAUACCAGAACAACUCAAAGAUAAUUGACUUAGAAUUUGAGAAUAGGCUCCUGGAAGAAAAGAUUAAGAAGUUGAAAGGCAAAAAUAUAAAAUUGAAAGAGGAAGUGCACCAGAAGAACAAUCAAGUUCGUGAAAUGUAUUGUAAAAUUUUAACUUGUGCAAGGAAUGAGAAGAAGUAUUCAAUUUGUCUGACUCUUUCAUGGUUGAUGUUUGCCAUUGUUUUUUUGUUCUAUAAAUAACUAUUGGUGUAAUAUAGUGAUGUAGAAGAAUUCUUGUAGUGCAUUUUCAGAUUUGAAGUACAUUGUGUAUUAACUUUUAUCCAAUUGUACUGAAUCAUAGCCACAGUUUGUUGGGCUGUUGUUA
Molecule: messenger RNA, 699 nt
Organism: Cuscuta epithymum
Lineage: Eukaryota; Viridiplantae; Streptophyta; Magnoliopsida; Solanales; Convolvulaceae
Source: the annotation of a GenBank genome assembly